Adineta ricciae is the source of this 342-nucleotide messenger RNA. Lineage: Eukaryota; Metazoa; Rotifera; Eurotatoria; Adinetida; Adinetidae. The record is from the annotation of a GenBank genome assembly.
AUGGACGAUGUACAAGAUAAUCCACAAGAUGAUCACCGAUUGAAGGAUAUUGAUGUACCUACAUUAUGUGACCGUACUGGUGUUCAAGUAUGGCAUUUUGAGCCAGAGAAGACUUUUGCUAAUAAUGAAUGUCCUUCGCUAACAAAACUUAAACAAGAUCGAGGGUAAACAUGAGAAAUCUUUUGACACAAAACCAAAAUCUAUUAAGAUUGUUCUUUUGAGACGAUAAUAUUCAAUUUAUUUACUACUACUGAGGGCUGUUAUUUUUUUAAUUUAUGCGAUAUAUAGAUACACGUACGAGGAUGAAGUAAAAGUGCAACCAUCUAUGGAAAAAUAUGAAGA